GCAUAACUGGCAACUGUCUGAGACCGAGCGUGGAUUUCCUUACAGUGGAAAUCUGGCAGCCCUGGAUCGAGUGACGUCAAAUUUGGCCUUUUGAAACUUGAAGCAGAAUAUUGUACCAAGAAACAUGGAUGAGUGUAACCUUAAUCGAAAGUCAUCGAGGUGGUACUUCAUGACAGAACUUGGAAUUACAGAGUACGACCUUACUGCUGAAAAUGCUCUUCAGGAGGAAUCCCACGAGGUCAAUAGUACCAUCAAAUCAGAAAGCUCCUUGCCGAGUUACUCCCCACACAGUAAUGAAACUCCUAAGAAGGCCCCAACAGGAUCACGUAUCUUUGGGCCGCAGAAGAACAAUGCAAGUGAACAACAGAAGAAGAAAGGUCUUCUGGAUAGGAUCACUUUCUUAGUAAGUGGAGGAGAAGUGACUCCCAUGAUAAACGGAGUCCCGCAAGGAUAUUCACCAACGGGCAGCACUGAGUCCAUCAGCCAGGGACUGCAUGCUCGCAAACCUGCUACAGGAGGUGAUGGUUCUCAUCAAUCUCGAGACCUUGUGGUACUCGCGGAGAAUGCAUCUUUGGGCCGCAGAAGAACAAUAAUGCAAGUGAGCAACAGGAGAAGAAAGUCCCUUCAGGUCCUCUGGAUAGGAUCUCUUUCUUGGCCAAUAGUACCAUCAAAUCAGAAAGCUCCUCGCCGAGUUAUUCCCCACACGGUAAUGAAACUCCUAAGACAGCCCCAACAGGAGCAUGCAUCAUUGGGCUGCAGAAGAACAAUGCAAGUGGGCAACAGGAGGAGAAAGUCCCUUCAGGUCUUCUGGAUAGGGUCACUUUCUUGGUAAGUGGAGGAGAAUCGAUUCCCAUGAUAGACGGAGUCCGGCAAAGAUAUUCGCCGGUGUUCACAAGAGUCUUUCGACCAAUGAGAACAAGCGAGUCCAUCAGCUACUCCCAGCAUAGCCAGCGACUGCAUGCUCGCAAACCUUCCGCUAAAGGUGUUGGGUCUCACCAUUCUCGUGACCCUGGUAGUAGUAGGACUCGCGGAGAAUGUUCCGUAGAAGUGAGUUACAGACCUCGCCCUGGUCGCGUGUCUUCUGCUGGUGGUCGUCGUGACACCACGAAGGCACUGGAAGUAAUCGUGUUGUCUGAUUAUGAUAGCGACGACCACAUUCAAGAAGUUCCUGUAGAUAGGAAGGUGCAACUGAGGGAUCGCAAACUCUCAAAUUUCCACCGCACGAAUAUCAAAAGUAAAAUAUUUCCCAAGUACUAACAGUUUCGUUACCCAGCGCGAUUGAAACACCUUCCUUUGCUAGUGCAUACGUCUGUUAUAGUCUCAAAGACACUGUUCUCAUUUUAUUUUAUAUAUAUGAAGGAAGAAAAAGCAUGUUUUUUUUUUUCUAAGGAAUGAAUACUGAUCAAGCUGAUUCAACUCUGUGGUAAAUGGUAGAAUGUAAAUCAGCAGUCUUUAGAAACCAGGAACGCUUAUCGAGUAUAUAUAUAUAUAUAUA
Messenger RNA from Macrobrachium nipponense, 1495 nucleotides. RefSeq lists its product as uncharacterized. The coding region runs from base 125 to 832 and encodes 235 amino acids. The transcript is spliced from 4 exons. NCBI's taxonomy places the organism in Eukaryota, Metazoa, Arthropoda, Malacostraca, Decapoda, Palaemonidae. The record is from RefSeq and is a predicted model, not a curated record.